AUUCACAGUACACUUGCUUCUGAAACCAAUUAUAGAGAGCCUCUCCUAAAUCCACUCUUUCUUUGCCUAUCUAUUGGAAACCAUCAUUCUUCUCCAUGGCGAGCUCAGUUUCUUCCUCCAUGGAGGGCUUAAUUAUCUUUCUUGGGCUAUUAGGCAACAUCACCACAGGGCUAGUCUACCUUGCUCCCAUAAAGACCUUUUGGAGAAUUGUGGUGAAUAGAUCAACUGAGGAAUUUGAAAGCGAUCCUUACGUUUGGAAGUUAAUAAAUGCCUACUUCUGGGUCUACUAUGGCAUCCUCAAGCCUAAUAGCGUCCUCGUCGCCACGGUUAACGGUUUUGGUGCUGUUUUAGAGCUCAUUUUCGUCUCCUUGUUUCUGAUUUUUGCACCUCCAAGAAUGAGGGUUAAGACAGCUAUUCUAUUUGGGGUUCUGGAUGUGGUGUUUCCAGCUGGAACAGUCCUGAUUACGCAGUUGUUUUUAAAAAGAAAAGGACAGAUAGAUGUUGCUGGAUUCUUUUGUGUUUGCUUUAGCAUGGCUGCAUAUGGUUCCCCUCUUUCAGCUAUGAAAACAGUUGUGACAACCAAGAGUGUUGAAUACAUGCCAUUCCUUCUCUCAUUUUUCCUUUUCAUAAAUGGAGGAGUUUGGACUAUAUAUGCUGUGAUUACUAGUGAUUGGUUUAUUGGACUACCAAAUGGUACUGGAUUUGUUCUUGGGACAGCCCAGUUGAUUCUUUAUGCAAUAUAUUAUAAGAGACCUCAACAAUUGAAGAAAUCAUCAGAUAAUUUGGAGGAUGGAUGGGAACAAGAACGUCUUAUGCCAGGAUCUGAUCAGGUUACUCCAAAAGCUUGAUGGGUACAAGCUCAAUGAUGUUAUUGUCUUUAAAAAGCAGCAAUGGCCUGCCAUUGUUGAUAUGCUCAGCCAUUUAACUAGUUCUUGGUUUGGCUGGGCUAAAUUUCAUGGGUCUGGGUCUGGUCUUGUGGGCACAAGUUCAUCAUCAUGUUUCUUACUUUUCCCCAAGCCUAAACUUGUCUUUAAGUGUUCCAAAAGUAAUUUUCUGAUGUAGAAUAAUAACAUGAGUUCACGAAAAA
Hevea brasiliensis (rubber tree) is the source of this 1087-nucleotide messenger RNA. RefSeq names its product bidirectional sugar transporter SWEET17. The coding region runs from base 96 to 848 and encodes 250 amino acids. The transcript is spliced from 6 exons. Gene Ontology annotation, molecular function: sugar transmembrane transporter activity. Gene Ontology annotation, cellular component: membrane. The record is from RefSeq and is a predicted model, not a curated record. Gene Ontology annotation, biological process: carbohydrate transport. NCBI's taxonomy places the organism in Eukaryota, Viridiplantae, Streptophyta, Magnoliopsida, Malpighiales, Euphorbiaceae.